GGACUUCCUGCAGCUACAGAAGCACUAUUCUAUCCUGGAGCGCAUUGCAGAGAUAGAGGGUCUCACAGUUCAUAGCAACAAUCUUUUAGGUAAAGGCUAUCUGAAUAGAGUGAGUCUACUGAAAAGGUUUGAUUUAGAUAGGGGAACCUUUGAUUUAGAUGACAUCCUGCUGUCUAAAUAUAAAAGGGAGGUUCUCACAGAGUUAGAAGAUAUGCAUAUGGAAUUACAGGAAGCCCAGGCCAAAAAAGCAGUUCUUUUUUUAUGACAAGAAAUUACCCAAACUUCAGUGGAGUCCGACAAGAGAGAAGUGUUUGAGAGAGAAGCAGAAAUCAUUAAGUGAUCUCAGGUAUAUUUAUCAGAACUCAGCAGGUAAGGAUAAUCUCAAUACUCCCCUGCGUAGAGGGGCAAUUUACAAAAGAACCAUGCCAGAUUUUAACAGGAAUUCUUCAUUUCUUGACCUGUAUGCCAAAUAUAAAACACUUGGCGAUGAAGCCAAGCAGAAAAAUUUCACUGGAUGUAUUAAGGGUAGAAAAAGUUAUGCUGCCCACUCCAAGGGCUCUCCUCGCUUAGGUCCAUAUAUGGAGAUACUAGAGAGGACUAGGAAAGCAAAGCAUGGGCCAGUGCUGUAUGGAACACACAUAAAUGAUCAAUUUAAUCGGUACGAAAUUUAUGUGUCUAAUUUAAAGAAGGUGUCCAGGUCAUGCCCAGAUUUAAAAGCAAAAUUAAAGGGUAGCUGGUGCUCUGCAGCAGAAAGAGGUACAGGUACCUCAAAACAGUUCAAUGCAAGUAGUGCAUUGAGAUCAAAUGUUCCGUCUGUAUUACAGCAAACCCCAGCAGCUCAGGUAAAAGCUGGAGAAAACAUUUUAAAAAACAGGACUGACAGCUGUGUUCCAGUAAGGGUCAGGCUAGAGGAAUCAGCAUACAGGCAGCAAGCAAAUGUAUUUCCCAAUGAAAAUAGCUGCAGGAAUCAAAAAAAAUUCUUCUCAAGUGAAUCUAGUUUUAAAAAGUGUAACUUAUCUGAUAGAAAUCAGUCAGAAUUUGAUCAAAAUAUCCAUGCACAUUCGGAGUUUGAACACUUAGCAACAAGUAAAAUCCCUGAUGCUUUUCAAAAUUUUGAUGGGCAAAUUGUACCAGUUCAAAAAGAAAGAGAUACCCAUUCACCAUUAGAAAAGCCACAAAUCUCUUGUCAGAAGGUUAAAGGUUGUUAUGAUGAUAAAAGUCGAAGUCCAUUUUUGACAAGCAAAAAUACUGGUUGUUUACCAAAAACCUUUGAAGUGUUUAGAGAUAAUGAUGACAGAUCUGAGAAUAUGAGGAAUAGAAAUAGUGAUGUAUAUUGUAUGUCUCUAGGCUGCAAGCAUCUCAGAUGUCCAGCUGCCAGUGCUAAUCACCUCACACUCUCACCUGGAAGCCUUAAUCCUUCAACAAAUGAUAAAUAUACUACAGGAGCUGGGGAGGGCAGCUUUGAAAAUUUCACAAGCAGAGAUGUAGGAGGCCAUUUUGUUAAUAACCCUACUGGCAAUGAACAAUCAGUAUGUGACAAUCAGUUAAAGGUCGAACUUAGGAGAAAUCAUCUCCCUGAAAAUGAAAGUGACUUAAACCCCAGUGAAUGCAAACAAUUAGCAUUGCAUACAUUAUAUAAAGAUGAAUUAAGAAAAGGGGAACUGACUAUUCUUGGGGCACAUCUCAGUAGAAACCCAGUACCGGGAAUAAGGCCCACUGACAUUUACACACAGAGAAGCAGGCCAUGCCAUGUUGAAGAGAGGAACAGUUUUGAUGGAUCUGGUAAAGGAGAGGAGAUAACCAACUUGGCAAGCUUAAAGUUCAAAGAUUCACUGCCUUUGAUAGACACACAUAGAAAUGCAGUUUCUUUGACAAGAGAUAUGGGGCAAAAAUAUGAAAUCAGUUUGGUGGGUUCUAGCUAUAUAGGUAAAGGCAAUGAAGGUAGGGCAGAGAGUGUAAACAAUUUACACAGCGGGGCUCAUGUUUCCAGUCCGAGCAGGUUGAGUUCAAGACAACUAGGUAUCCUGGAUAGCUCUACUCAUAUUAAACAGCUUGAAUGCUCAGGUAGGAAAAAUGCUGUGUUUGAAAAAGCUGUGCAGGAAGAAAUUGUAAAUAGAGGCUUACUUAAAAAUAGGCAGCUUUCCCCAAGCCUUUUGGCUGAAGAGUCAAAGCCAGAUAGGAAUGUCUUGGGCAGUUCACAAUUAGAGGGUAAGGACCAACAAGAUUCAGUCAGUAAAGACAAGAGAAAUGUUCCUUCGUCGCAGACUUCAGGUGUGGCAAUUGGUAGCUCAAUGCCCAACUUACUGGAGUACAGAAAGGCACUGUGGAGUCAUUCUUUACUGCAGGCCUCAUCUUCUCUGUCUGGAAAUUUAUGUAAGUCGAGUGAAAAUUGUUUUGCAAAAAGUCCAGCAAGGUCCAGCAGCCAUCCACCAAAAAGCUUUAGUUUUUCACAGCUCAUGUUAGCCGAUGAUAACUUUGCUGUGAAGCAGGGCAGUGGUGAGAAGCAAGGAAAUUUUCAUGCUCCUUUACGAUCCCAGCAGUAUAGUUGUGAAAGUUUAGAAAAUAUUGUUGUCAAAAAUGGUGAGGUUCUUGCCAUAGCUACUACACCAUUGGGUUUGUUUGGUCAAAGAAAAGAAGGGUACUCUAGCUCACCAUCAAAUCAUGAUUACAAUUAUGCUGAAAGAACCUCUCCAUUUGGUAAGAAUGUGAUUCCAACAACAUCGAGUCUCCUAGAUAAUGAUUGCAAGAAAGUUGCACAUGCAGACAAAAGUGCAAAAAGUGGUUUAUGUGAGGUCCAGAAAACCCCCAGUCAUACAGAGUCACUAGAUGUAGAUUUUCUAAAGAACACACAAAAGUCACAAGAUAAAGAUUUUUCAGAUGGGCCAUUAAAACAUGCCUCUAAUGAAAAAUACCCUGGCUCAUGUGUGAGUGAAAUUGUUGGUACUGGUGCUGCCACCUGUCUUGACCCUGUCCACAAGAUGGAAGAUGCCAACACUGCCACUGACAAAAAACUACAAUCUGUUGUCAGGGGAACUGUUAGCAGAGGGUUAAAACAUCACCCAAUGAAUGGGGCCGUCUCCUCCCUUUCAGUUGACCACCUGAAUGACUCUAGGGGAUCUGGGGUUCAGAAGGAGUCAGUAGUUUUAAAGAAGGCUUCUUCAGUUGAUCUGGGCACAGCAAAAACCAGAACUGUUGAUUUCAUGCCUAAAACUGUGAACAAAUUGUACGAGUUUGAGACAAACAAACAGGGUGGAAAGAGUGGGGAAAGGGUCAAUCCAAUAGUCGCAUCAGUAAGGGCUCACAGAACUCAGUGCCGACUGGUCCCUGAUUCCUCAGUGUGCCACAACUCGGCCCAGAAACCACCUCCCUAUCAAGACCUCAUUGGUAGAAAUAAAGGGGGGAGGGGCAAUGGUCAAAACAAAACACCAGAUGACACAUUAGGUGUUAGUGAUGCACUUCAUGCAAACAUUAACCAACAUGAACAAGGCAAUCCAAAUACAUUUACAGUGCUCAACAAAUACAUACAUGAUAUAAAGCAAGGUGUGUCCCCAUGGAAAGGAGAAAAAGAUGCAGAGUCUCCCCACAAUAAACCGUCACCUGAGUCUUCACCCCCAGCACCUGCACAGCGCAGUCCGCACGGCUCCUGGGACAGACGGAGAAGGGAUGAGGCUGACGAAAGACGGAGAAUUCGUGUACAACAAAUAACUGAGGAAGAAAAAAAGAAGAAAGCCAUUCAAGAACAGCUAGACGCUCAAGCUCGAAGGCAUUCAGAUUAUUUUACGCCUGCACAGAAAUCUCCCAUCCCUACUGAUCGUUUUGACAAAUACCAAGGAAAGAACAUGAAAAAGAAGCCAGAAAUUCAUGGGAAGGCUAGAGCCUUGUAUAAUUUCAGUGCUCAAAGUCCAAGGGAACUCUCCUUUAGAAAAGGAGACAUCAUUUUGCUGAUCAAGAAGGUGGACAAGAAUUGGUUUGAAGGAGAACAUCAUGGAAAAACUGGUCUCUUCCCUGUUAAUUAUGUUGAGGUGAUCACCUCUGUAGAGGCUGCCCAUCUCCAGGACCUAGUUUCAGAGGGACAAGCUGUGGCCAAGUUCAAUUUUACUGCCCAAACCAAAGUGGAGAUGUCUGUGAAGAAGGGUGAGGUUGUGGUGCUAAUCCGUCGUGUAGAUGAGAACUGGUACGAAGCAAAGAUAGGCAGCCGACAUGGCAUUGUCCCUGUCAGCUACCUGGAGGUAGUGAGGGAGCCAACGAAAAGAGCAUUCUCUCCAAUUUCAGUGUCUUCCAGUCAUCCGAUGUCGCCAGUCAAUUACAAUGGUCCUUUGAGCCCCACCCCCGGUGCCCCCGCCCGCCCCCAGCAGCCAGUGUCCUGGUCACCAACACAACGCAGUGCCAGUCCUUCAUCACAAACCAGGACACAGUACAGUCCACAGUCGUCACCCAGGACCAUACAUGCUAGAUCAAUAGUAACCAAGCAGAGCAGUCCACCCCAUGACCAGCAUCCAGGAAGCGCCUAUUCCACACAGACCUGGUCACCUACAUAUCGUAGCGCAAGUCCUAGGGAUUACACUGAUGCAGGAGGGCGACCAGCACAGAAUAGAGUGGCUCCCCCUUCAGGCCACAGUGGCAGCCAGCCUCAAAGUUUUUCUACACAGACGUGGACAGGGGGGAGCCCCUCCCUUGUGAGAGCUACAGAUGUCCACAGAGGGGCACCAGAUGUUGGCUAUACACAGGAAAUUAGGGCACCAAGUCCUACCACAUUCAGUUCAAUAACUAUGUCCACCUCUGUGAAGGAUAAAGAUAAGAAAAAGAAGCAUAUAAUUGUGCAACCAGCACCAAUCAGUGAGCAUCAAACAAGUGUCAACCUUCAGCAGACUGUAAUACCUCAACAGAUUCCAGUAUUCAAAUGUGAAGGAGAGGAUGAAUUCUUACCGUAUCAGGCAGUGUAUCCAUACCAUCCUCAGAAUGAAGAUGAACUGGAGUUGAAGGAAAAAGACAUAGUUUAUGUGAUGGAGAAAUGUGAUGAUGGUUGGUUUGUUGGUACGUGUGUACGCACCGGACAGUUUGGUACUUUUCCGGGAAACUAUGUGGAACCCGUAUAUGCUACUGUCUAUAGAGCCCCUGGCUCACUUGAGAUUCAGCUUGCCCCAAAUUAGUCCCUCGGUAUGAAAGGGCAGGAGUAUAACAAGAGACAUGGUGCACUUAAGUGAUACAUCAAGCAAGUACAUUUCUGUAAAAGAAGACGUAGCAACAUCGAUGUAGAUUUAUAUGAUAAUUGUCUUAUCAGGAUGAGACAUAUUGGUAAAGUUAUACCUAGGAUGAUGGUUAUUAUAACUUAAAGGAAAAAAUGACAGUUGCAGAUUGUGAAGAAGUUCAUAAAUUGAAUAUUGAGAGAAAAAUGAAGGCAAAAUAUAUGAUAGUGGUUAAUUUAUCGAUGGUACUGUUUAUUAGCACUUGUUCAGAUUCAGUUAUAGUUACUGUAUGCCAUAUAUGUAGCAGUUUAAGUAAUCAGCAGUUAAUGUGUAAGGGGAAUGUUUUAUUAAUUUACAGUAUCAUUAAUACAUAUUUUAUUACUGGAUAUUUUUUUUUACCGAAUUCAAACAUGACUUGGGGGGUGGGGGAUUUGAGUGUCAGUCAAUUUAAUGUCAUUAUUCUUAGUAUGAUAAUGCAAUGGAAGAAAAGAAAGUGAAUACUAAAUGUGAAUAACUGACAUGAUUUUAAAACUUUUAUUUAAGUUAUUGGCGUGUUCAGUAUUUAAUCCUGCUAGGUAUCACUUUUUUUACAAGAUGAAAACUAAACAAAUUGUAUCAUCCAAACAUCUGAACACUGUCUUAAUACUACAAAACAAGUAAGUACACCAGUCUUUUUUUUUUCUUUCAUGAAUGUCAGGUAUUUUUCAGAUGUUCUUUGAAUGUCAAAAGGAACAAAAUCAUUGUAGUUAGUUUUUAAGUAUAGCUCAAGGGGUAAUAUAAUUUAUGUAUAUUCAUGUGGUAAAGCUAUGACCUGGUUCUUUGCCUUGCUGCAAACUUUUACUGUAAUCAUGUAUCAUUUUUUUCACACAUUCAUGUACACAUCACUUUACUGCAUGCUCACAUACUCACAUUCUAACAUACUGGAGUUAUUUAUGGGCCAAUUUGCCACAUCAGUAUUUCAUCUUUUUAAACUGUAUCUGACCAAGCUGUGUCACUAAAAUUAUGUAUGAUUUCCCACCAGCUGUAUGGAACUAGAUCUACAAACAGGUGAAGACUGCUCUAGCAUAAUGUUUAAGCCAAAUGACAAUUUUUUAACCAAAUUAAUUGUAAAUUGGUUAAAAAUAUACAGAUAGGAAAAAUUAGGUGGAGCAAUUUAUGUAGAACUGUUGACAUAGAUAAUCUGCUAUUAUGUGUCUAGAAUGCAUGUUACACAUUACAAGUAUUAAUUUAUUUGAGACAAAAUCACAAGGCCAUGUCCACACAUGCACGAUGUUGUUUUUCAUAUUCACUCUUAGACUUGUGUAUUUGACACAUUUUGUAUCCAAAACAAAAAAUAAGCUUUAUAAAAAUAUGAAUCCACAACAAUUAAAGGCUACGAAAAAUAUAGUGAUUAAGGGGAUACAUUUUAUACUAAGUGACUUAGUUUGGCAGAAAAAUGGAAUAUUUUAUUUUUCUUUUGUUAUUUGCUUGUUGUCUUGUGUGAGGCACUGAUGAUGUAAACCAAUAAAACUGUCUUUCAUAUAUAUAUAUGUUGUUAGUGUUGAAUAAUCAAUCUGAAUAGUUGUCCAGUGUGAUGUGGAUUAUCUUCUGCACAGUGCCAAUUUCUUCAGGUUCUACCCAUUACAUUGCCAGAAAUUGAUGGAGAAAUCUAAGUGUGACGGUUGUCAACUGUAAUGCAAAAAUUACUUAAUAUGACAAAGCAAGAUUGUAGAUAAGUAGAUAAUGUGGUAUAUCCCCUUUUACAUGUUAUGUUAUCUUACUUAUUAAUUUAUGGUAGCUCAGUGGUUACAUGCAUAAUGUUAUUUAUACGUGUAUUUUCACCAGCCUCUGCUGGCAAUAGCAGUCGCCAUGCAGUCUAUUCAUUGGUUCUUUCAAAUGCUUUAACCUCAACUGGUAGAAUGUUACCAAAUUAAUGCAUUCUCUAACAUUCUUAUUUAUUCUUGAUAAUCUUCUGUAAACAGGUACGUAACAAUCUAGCUCCUAUAGUAAGGCAAGGUACAUAGACUACUAUUUGUUUUAAGCUAGGAGAAGGAAAUGUUCCACAAUCUGAAUUAGACAAUUUUACAUAUGUAAUUAUGAACCAGUCCUGCUGUCUACUUAAUUUCAUAUAUUUAUGUAUUUUAUUUUUAAAACAUUUAUUGAGCUGUCUUAAUUUACAAAUACUUUCUUCAGCUUGCCAUGACAUUAGUGAAGUUGAAACUUUCAUCACCAAGAGGAUUGUUGUGUGGCUUCAUUUACUUUGUUGUUUUUUUUUUUUUAGCAAAAUAAAUUAUAACAUUACAUGUCAAA
Lingula anatina is the source of this 7475-nucleotide messenger RNA. Its product is annotated as sorbin and SH3 domain-containing protein 1-like. Lineage: Eukaryota; Metazoa; Brachiopoda; Lingulata; Lingulida; Lingulidae. The record is from RefSeq and is a predicted model, not a curated record. Gene Ontology annotation, molecular function: protein binding.